AGCCCGCUGAUGUCGUUCUGUCCCGUUCUCUCGCUAAAGGAAAUGAGCGAAGAUGGAUGCAUAAAAUGAUAGUUUCUUAUUGUGGAUAGGGAGAGAGAAAGGAAGAUAGGAAGAUAGAAAUUCUUAUUCAAUUAAUUGUGAAAAAUGGCAGAUGAUGAUUUUGAUGGGGACGAAGUAGCAGAUGAUUUUGAUGAUGUUGACGACGACGACAACAUUGAACUAGAGCCUCAAGAGGAAGAUGGAGAGAAUAUAGAACUACUUGCAGCUGGCGAAGCCACUGGUGGGGUGCAAAGAUCAAAACGGAUUACAACUAGAUACAUGACAAAGUAUGAACGGGCUAGGGUGUUAGGAACAAGAGCAUUACAAAUAGCUAUGUGUGCUCCAGUAAUGGUAGAAUUAGAAGGAGAGACAGAUCCACUACAGAUUGCUAUGAAAGAACUAAAACAAAGGAAAAUUCCAAUAGUCAUUAGACGAUAUUUACCUGACAACAGUUAUGAAGAUUGGGGUAUAGAUGAAUUAAUUAUCAUAGAUCAUUAAUUUAUAAUUGAUUCUGUAUAUUUAAAUCUAAACUAAUUUAAGAAAUCUUGGAAUUUAUUGUAUCAAUAAUAUUUCAAUUUUUAUGAAAUUGGAUACAUGUACAAAAGAUGAAAGAACAAUAAACGUUUAUUAAUGUAAA
Molecule: messenger RNA, 676 nt
Organism: Megalopta genalis
Lineage: Eukaryota; Metazoa; Arthropoda; Insecta; Hymenoptera; Halictidae
Gene: RpII18
Product: RNA polymerase II subunit RpII18
Biological process (GO): transcription by RNA polymerase II; tRNA transcription by RNA polymerase III; transcription by RNA polymerase I
Cellular component (GO): RNA polymerase II, core complex; nucleus; RNA polymerase I complex
Molecular function (GO): DNA binding
Source: RefSeq, a predicted model, not a curated record